Molecule: messenger RNA, 739 nt
Organism: Stegodyphus dumicola
Lineage: Eukaryota; Metazoa; Arthropoda; Arachnida; Araneae; Eresidae
Source: RefSeq, a predicted model, not a curated record
UGGUUUGAGGAACGGGUGGAGAAAGUGUUGCCAUUACAGCAUUCGGUCCCCUUUAGUGAAGGUGCGCGUGACGGAACAUGUGUUCUGAAUGAAGCUGAGAACAAACAACGCAAUGAGGAAUAGUCUGUUUACUUGGAUUACCGUGGUUGCGGUGUGGCUAUGGCUGCCAUAUUCCAUCGCAAAGACUACCGCAGAGACCAACACAACUAAAACACCUACUCUAGAUCAAGGGACUGUUCAAAUGCUGAGCAAUAUUUUAGAAUCUCUAGAUGCUUUCCGUAAUGACCGUUUGAAGGAUCUGGAAAAAAUUCGGCUAGCAGCUCCUCCAACUAAUGGCUCUACUGUAUCUCGUUCGGAUACCGAUGUUUAUAAAACCCCUCAAAAUAACUCCAUAUCUGAGCAUAUUAAGGCCUUAAAAGAAGGCAUUAUGGGUCAUAAUCCAGUGAAAAAGACUUUUGGAUACAAGGUCACCGUGUACACUUCUCCUAUCGGAGAGGAUGGUAAAGCAAGUUACGAGUCGGUUAGUAAUCCAUUUGAAAAUGUCCAGAAGGGCUCUCAACUGCCGAAGAAGAAAUCUUUAGAUUUCACGUCAAGUGGCGAAAUCCCAAAAGGCUAUUUAGUAGAAGGACUUGAUAAUGAGUAUCAGAUUUCUGGGGGAAACCGAGAUGAAUUAGCUUAUAGAUUAGCCCUGGAUGCCAGACGCGGUCAAAAGCCUUUGCCACGUCUAGCAUCAGGAUAG